Molecule: messenger RNA, 2140 nt
Organism: Bombyx mandarina (wild silkworm)
Lineage: Eukaryota; Metazoa; Arthropoda; Insecta; Lepidoptera; Bombycidae
Product: kanadaptin
Molecular function (GO): protein binding
Source: RefSeq, a predicted model, not a curated record
ACUACUUUUAUGAAUGGAAACUUGUAAAUAAUUCAAUACAAAUAAAGUACGAAGGUAAACACAUAAAUAGUAUAAACCAUUACAGAACGCAAAGUGAAAAAUGUUACAUUUCCGUAACAUAAACUAAAUAUACAAUAUUAAGUAUUCAAGUUUACAUUUUAAAAUGGCAGAAAAUAAGACACCGAGUCCGCAGAAUGAAGAGAAAAUCGAAUUUAAAAAGCCUGUCUUGUUCGGACGUGUCGGGAAAUUGCCUAAAAAAGUUAAAAAUGAAUCUGAAAAAGUAAUUGAAGAGCCAAAAGAUGAAACACCGGCCGAAAGUAUCAUUGAAAGCACUUCAAAAGAAUCCAUACCGCCGCCGGCCCACAAGAAAGAAGGUUUGAUUCCGAUACCUUAUAAAGAGCCUAAAUGGUCAGGAUUAUGCCCUGAUGGAUCGGACUACGCACUCGAAGUUAUAAAGUCUGGCAUCAUUACAGAUAAAGUAGAUUUGACUGGGAAACCUUAUCAUGUGUUUGGGAGAUUCACUAACUGCGAUAUAAUAAUGGCACAUCCUACGGUCUCUAGGCAUCAUGCGGUUUUACAAUAUAAAGCGUUCGCGGAAGAAGGGGAGCCAGUGUGCGGUUGGUACUUAUAUGAUUUGGGCAGCACUCACGGCACAUUUUUGAACAAGGAACGUCUUAAAGCCAAUCAUUACACUAGAGUGAGAGUCGGACAUCAGAUCAAAUUUGGAAGCAGCACUAGGAACUAUAUUGUGAUGGGCCCCGACUUUGACUGUGAAGGCGAGUCUGAACUGUCAGUGACGGAAAUAAAACAGAAGGCGUUGGAAAUGAAGGCAGAGCGGGACAGGAUGAUCAAGGAGGCGAUAGAACAGAGAGAGAAGGAACGAUUGGAAGAGGAGAAGAGGAAAGAAGAACUUGGUAUCGAUUGGGGCAUGGGCGAAGACGCUGAUGAAGAACCAGACCUCGUCGAAAAUCCGUAUGCUGCUACAGCAAACGAGGAGCUGUACCUCGAUGAUCCAAAGAAGACGCUACGAGGCUACUUCGAGCGCGAGGGUCAUGAACUGAACUAUGACUGCGAGGAGAGAGGAAUCGGGCAGUAUAUAUGCCGAGUGGAACUCCCAAUGGAUGAUCCCCACGGUAGACCGGUGAUGGCCGAAGUGAUCCACCGAGGGAAGAAGAAGGAGGCUGUAGUGGCGUGUGCGCUGGAGGCCUGCAAGAUCCUCGAUAGGGCUGGACUGCUGCGUCAGGCGAAACAUGAGUCGCGUCGGCGCAAGCAGCGCGACUGGAGCGCGGACGACUACUACGACUCUGACGAAGACACGUUCCUGGACCGCACCGGGCACGUGGAGACGAAGCGCCGCAUCCGGAUGGAGAGGCUCGGAGCCGCCGAACUCAAGAAUGAGAAGCCGCUCACCUAUGAUGACUUGCUCAGCAAGGUCGAGGAGCUGGAGCGCAAGCUGGCGGCCGAGGAGAAGUCGCUGGCGCGGCUGAGGGCCGAGCUGAAGGCGGGGCUGCAGCCCAGCGGUGACGCGGACGCACUCGACCACUACAUGAGCACCCUCAAGCACGGCACCAUGGCGCAGAAGGCGGAAAUAUCACAGACGAAGAUGAACAUACAGAAGCUACGUAAGGACCUGUCGAAGACGCAACGACUGGCGGAGCUGGCGCGCCCCGCACACCUCCCGCCCCUUGUCGCGAAACAGGAAACAAAGAUGGCCGUCAAAAUCGGGAGUAACAGCGUUGUCUACGGGAAGAGGAUACGUCUAAAAGAAGACACCCGGAUACGACCCAAGGUUUCCGUACCAUCGAAGCAGGACGACGGAGAAUUCGUUGAGGAGGUGGAAUCGGAUGACGAGGAUAAGAAUGAAAGUACAGAUGAUAACAAAAAAAUUAAUACCGAAAAUUCUACUAAAUUCGAAAGUGCUUCGAAAGCUGGUAUCAUUGAAGCUGAAUCUAGCGUGGAGGGCGCUCGUGUUAAUGACAAAGACGACGAUGGUGAUGUCAGUAAGAGAGAGGGAGACGAGAGACCCAGAACGUUCGGUCCGAUGAGGCCUCCCGAUGGAUACGUGAUACCAGACGAUUAUUACAGUAAUCGAGAUUGUAAUGAAAUCAUGGAGGAAUAAUUAAGAAUAAAUUAUUAAAAA